AUGAGAGACUUACAAGAAAAGAAAAACAAAUCACAAAAGCAUGAAACAAUUGGACGUAUAUUACAAACACGUAAAGAUGGGGAACUUAAGUCUGAACCUUUGAAAAAAGGCCAAAUGAAUGAUAUGGAGCCGCCAAGGAUGGCUACUUCAUAUUCUCGACCUUUAAACUCUAAUUUUGUUGGAGAAUCGCAAUUAUUACAAGGGAAAAGGAUUAAACCGAUAAAUACAAAGGAUAAAAGUUUUUAUUAUCAUACAGAAGAUAUGAAACAACCUAAUAGCACGAGUUCUUUUUUCAGAACAUAUGGACAUCCAAACUCCGACCUAGUUGAAGGAUCGCAAUUACUGCAAGGGGAUAAAAUCAAACCGAUAAAUACAAAAGAAAGACGCCGUCAUGCGGAUUUGAAGGAACCACAAAGCACGGGAUCUUAUUUAAGAACAAAAGGAACUCUAAAAUCUCACUUUGCUGAAGAAUCCAAAAUUGAAGCAAAAGAAAAACCGAUAACUAUGAAAGCAAGUGGCCACAAUUAUACAACUAACGAAUUGAAACAACCACAUACUGCGAGUUCUUAUUUCAGAACACAGAGAGCUCAAACAAAAUUGCAUUAUGAUUAUGACCGACUUUAUAAAAAUACUGGAGAUCCUCAAAUAGGACCAAGUUUGAAAUCAGUACGUACGAAACCAAAAGAAAAUGAUAAAAAUUAUUCACACAAAAUCGAAGGCGGUCAAGCAAAAACACCUUCUUCAGCAUCCUCUUUAUUAAGAAAAAUUACUGCUUCAUUGACACAUGGGAAUACUAAAGCAACACCAUCUCAUAAGCAAAGUAAUAAAUACGAAAGACAUCAGUCAAACGAGAGCGAAAAAUCUUCAAUUUCUUCUUCAAAUUACAGUAUAAUCAUUGGAAGCGAAAAAUACUCAACUUCAUCGUCAAAGUACGGUAUAAUGGGGGGGGGCAUAAAUCGCAAAAAUUGUGCAUGCGAUAGUAAAAUUUAUUUAAAACUUUCAGAUCUUCUUUGUUGGAUCAUUUUCACGGAGAAAACUUGCAUCCUUCAAAAAACAAUACAGGACAAGAUGAAUUUGAUUUUAAUUUGGGAGAUAAUUUGUCAAAAUUAAGCAAAUUACGUUUAAAACCAAAUAAAAAUGAAGAAAUGGAGGAAAAGCUAACUGAAGAAGAAAAAACUUCGAAUCCCAAAUCACCGUUUUCAAGAUUUCUUUCGUCGAUUACGCCUAGAAGUUUAACUCCUAAAAAUUUAACACCAAGAAGUUUAACACCAAAUAACCUAACACCAAGGAGUUUAACACCAACUAACCUAUCACCUAGAAGCUUAACACCAACAAAUUUAACGCCUAGAAGUAAAACACCAAAUUUCUCGGCAGCGAAACUUUAUGAGAAAAUAAAAUCAUAUGAGAGAAGAAAAUCUUCAACUAGAGACGUAUUUUCAUCAGAAGUUACUCAUUUGUAUUGUUUAAAUC
This is a messenger RNA of Meloidogyne enterolobii, 1470 nucleotides long. The record is from the annotation of a GenBank genome assembly. Lineage: Eukaryota; Metazoa; Nematoda; Chromadorea; Rhabditida; Meloidogynidae.